Messenger RNA from Aspergillus piperis CBS 112811, 657 nucleotides. RefSeq lists its product as uncharacterized. Lineage: Eukaryota; Fungi; Ascomycota; Eurotiomycetes; Eurotiales; Aspergillaceae. Bases 1 to 657 code for a protein of 218 amino acids. The record is from RefSeq and is a predicted model, not a curated record. The transcript has 2 exons.
AUGGGUGCAGGGUACCCUUGCUCCACCGCCAGGUUGCCAUCAACACUACCACCGGAUCUCUGCAUCCGUUUCCUCUCCUUCCUCUCCCAAAACGCCCACACAAGCGAAGCGCCCGCAAUGACGCCCAGAGGGACCCCAACUCCAACACCAAUGGCUGUAUCCCGCCCCGCGGAAGACGAGGAGGAAGACGAGGAGGCUGAAGAAGAUGCCACUGAGGCCGACGAGUUGGACGAAGUACACGUACUAUUCCCCGACGAUGCAUCCGCUGUAGAGUUCGCAAGCGCCGCAUACCCAUACAGCAUCUUCCCUGUAGCAACCUCAAACGAGUUCCCAUGCGGACAAAUCACCUCACUGCCGUUGCUUAUCGGAGUACCGCAGCAAUACGUCGAGACGCCAUUCUCAUACAGGAGAUUUAUUAUCGAGCAACCGCCGUCUUUGUUGAUAUCCUCUACCCAGUAUAAAAGCGCAAAGGACGGACAAUUAUCCGACUCCCAGUUCGGAUCCGUACACGCCCCCCGGGACAGAACAUACGGCUGUUCCCCCGUAUCCAUGCAGAGAUUAUUCGAUAAACAGACGUCGGACUUUCCACAACAUGCGGUAUACGUGUCUGACGAGCAGGGAACGUUAUUGCUUGCGAUGGUGCCGUCAGGGAAGUAG